Solanum tuberosum (potato) is the source of this 1275-nucleotide messenger RNA. Its product is annotated as protein LITTLE ZIPPER 4-like. NCBI's taxonomy places the organism in Eukaryota, Viridiplantae, Streptophyta, Magnoliopsida, Solanales, Solanaceae. The transcript has a single exon. Bases 1025 to 1258 code for a protein of 77 amino acids. The record is from RefSeq and is a predicted model, not a curated record.
AGAGAAUUGAUAGAACGACGAUAUCAAUAGUUCAUAAUAUGGACAAUUGAUGGAGCCAAAAUUGCAACUUCAUGGGUUCUAAAUGAUAGAACGACGACAUCAAUGGUUUAUAAUUGACUUUAAAUUUAAUAUUUGUACAUACUUAAUGAAUUUCUUAAAACAAAUAUGUUGUUCAAGUAGAAGUUACUUAAUUUGACUGAAUCCAUAUUCAGACUUCUAGCUCCACACUAACCUCCACCCCACCCCUACCUCCACACCAAGGUGUUUGCCUAAAUAAUAGUGUAUGAAAGCUCUUGGGACAAUAUUUUAUGCUUACCAACCGAGCGGAAGGAGAGUAUUAGUAACGAGCUCGAGCUCGGACAACCCCAUAACUUUUAUCAGAUUAGAUAUUUGUAUUAAGAAAUUUAUUAUGUGUAGAUAUUUAAUUCCCAACCUAUUAAUUUUUCAUGAAAAUGUUCUCCGUCAUACCAAACACACCAUAACUCUUUCUCACUUUUAAAGCAAAAUCUAGCGUCUACUUCGUAAGAGGAAAAAAAACAGAGAGGUUUUUUUCUCUUUCCCACACUUGAUGGUUAAAGUGCACUUUGACCUGUGUUUUGUUAUGAGUAUAACGAAAAGUGUGGGGGCUAUGCUGAUCAGGUAAUCAAUACUUCUUUUUCCUAGUGAACUGUGCUAUUCUCGUGUGACUCUUGGCAUGUUUAUCAAUUAGUCUCUACCAAGUUUACAUGCAUAUGACUAUAUAAAUAUAUGUAUUUUUUCAAACAUAGCCCAGAAAAAUAAGAGUCAUUCUCAAGGUACUGAUCCCCUCGAAGUUCCUACUAACACAAGGUAAUUCUUUUUCUGUUUCUACUUUGCUCAAUUCAAACUUCAGUCUACCAGAUAAUUUUCAUAACAACAUAAUGUCUGCAAGUACAAUAUAUGCACUGCAGAUAAUUUUCUAUAUUAUGUUUCUGUAUGAUGUAUCCUAAUCUGGUUUUGUCACUUUUGUCAAGGUAUCUUUCAGGGCAAAGCAAGCAAUACAGCAAUGGAAAGAGAGAAUUCAGAGCUGUACCUGCGCAACUGUCAGAUUAUUCGCGAGAAUGAGAGGCUGCGGAAGAAAGCUCAACGUCUCAACCAGGAGAAUCAAGCUUUGUUAUCAGAGCUGAAACGGAAGUUAGCAGCUAAAAAUGCCAAGCGGAAACCUGGAUUUGAAGUUGAAUUGGGUUCGAAUUCUGUCAGUGAUCAAAUGGAAGCCAACAAACGUCAGGCACUAGAAUGAGAGGUGCUUUAUGCAGU